Messenger RNA from Maniola jurtina (meadow brown), 2127 nucleotides. RefSeq names its product T-cell immunomodulatory protein. Bases 236 to 2011 code for a protein of 591 amino acids. Gene Ontology annotation, cellular component: plasma membrane. The transcript has 2 exons. NCBI's taxonomy places the organism in Eukaryota, Metazoa, Arthropoda, Insecta, Lepidoptera, Nymphalidae. The record is from RefSeq and is a predicted model, not a curated record.
GAUAGCAGUUACCGUAUGUAAAAAGUACCUACUCUGUGAUAGCAAUAAAUAAAUCAAUCAAUCCAAUUUGCAUUUUGCUUUGUGUAUAGAUAGAUAUGUAUGUGUGCGUAGCUAUUUUAUUUAUUGUUAUUUGAUAUAUAAAAUAGAAAUCCGAGUUUUAAUUCAUAAAAAAGAUCCAUGGCAUUACUUUAGCAGUCUGUUCAAAAAUCAAAAGCAAGUAUUAAAAGUUUAAAAGAUGUUGAGAAAUCUUUGCUUAUGUAUAAUAUUCAAUUUGGUGCUUGCACAUUGUUUAUUUGUUAGUGAUAUGACUGAAAACACUUUUGGAAAUAGAAACGAUGGUUAUAUUGCUGCGUUUGGUGAUUUUAAUUCUGACGAAUUAACUGAUGCGUUUAUAAUAAAUGGCUCAAAUGUGGAGGUAUUACUAGCAUAUGACAAAGAACCAUUCUUCCGACCUUCUUCGUACAGUUGCAACUUUAGCAAUUUUAUCGUUACAAGUAUCGUACCAGGUGAUUUUGAUGGAGAUGCUUACAUGGACAUACUUGUAACUUCUCAAAUUCAGAAUUCGACAUCCAACUUUCAUGAAGUCAGGAUAUUAUGGGGUGGUAUGCCUUAUUUAAACUGUACGGAUGCGUCAUUGAUAAAAGCCAUUACAGUUGGCCAGCCACUUGUGCUGGACUAUAAUAGAGACAUGAUAUUAGAUCUCUUUGGCAUCAAUGCAGAAAGUAAAAGAGUAUUCUGGGUAUUUGAUAAAUCAAGAUCAACACCUAUAGAAAUUUUAAUGAGUGAUUUUGGAAAAUCUAAGGAAAUAAAAUUGCCUCAUUCACAUUCUUUUUUGGAUGUAAAUGAUGAUAAUGCUGCAGACCUUUUAGUGACAACGCAUGUUGAUGUUGAAAUUUGGCUGAAUGAAGAAGCUGGUGGAUUCAGAUAUAACAACAGUAUUGAACUGCUUGUGGGGCAUCCAACAAUAUAUGGCCAAGUGUUAUUUAUAGAUGUAGCUUUAUCAGGACAGUUCUUUCUUGUUGUGCCAGUCUGUUAUGACCUUGAAUGUAUUAACAGUACAAUCUUGAUAUAUGACAAUGAGCAGUGGCAUGACUUGCAAGUGGAUUUGAACGAUGGUAAAGGGACCCUGUGGAGGUUCAUACCACCCAGAGCAGAGGUGUACAUGGAUACAAUUACAAUGCGCAGCGGAGACUUCAACAUGGAUGGAUACCCUGACAUUCUGAUGACUUUAAGUCCAGUGAGCGGUAAAGAUACGAAAGCUGUUUUAUUGCAUAAUGUUCCUUGCAACUCACCUGGAUGCAAAUUUCACAGAACAUUUGAAGUUCAGUGGGAGAAAUUCAAUACGUUUGGAAAAAAUGUUGUAAUGGCUACAUUUUAUGAUCUUUAUAUGGAUGGAGUUCUUGAUGUAUUAUAUGUGCAAAAAAAUAUAACUAAUACAACAGAGAAGUACAUAAUGAAAGCUUUUAGAAAUGAAUUGGAAUAUGAUACCAAUUUUAUCAAAGUUAUUGUUGUAACAGGAUUGAGUAAUGAAAGAGUACCUACUAUUAAUGGAACUUUAUACAAUAGGAAAGUAACAUUUGGAACCAAUUUACCAGGACCUAAAAUUGGUUACAAUACUUGGUCACAGGAAGGCCAAUACAGGACUGGAGUGUGUGCGCAAUUGCCGCAGUCUGCUUAUUUUGCCUUACAACUACCUUAUUCAUUAUUUGGUCUUGAUAGAACUCCAAAUUUUGUUGACACUUUAACUGUUGGACUCUCAGGUUACUCUAAAAGCUGGACACAAAUAAUACCCAAUUCUCAAAUUGUGUUAAUCCCAGCCCCACCAAAUGAUCCUUCAGAGUGGCGAGCACAACUGUUUGUGACUCCCAGUAAAGUUGUUCUUAAGAGUGUGUUUGUAUUGACAGCCAUAAUUGUUAUCAUAAUCGGAGCUGUUUCAUAUUUGCAUUGGAAAGAAAGAAAUGAUAGACAAGACAUAAUUGAAAUAGAUGAGAAGAUUUAUGUUAAGAUAUAAUAUUUUUAUUUGUUAGUAUUAUAGUUUGUUGUUCUGUAUCAUACUGUUUACUACAUAAACAAUUAUUUGUAAUACUCAUUGUAAGAUUAUCUGUGAUUUAAUAUAAUAUGGUAUAG